Messenger RNA from Nematostella vectensis (starlet sea anemone), 1490 nucleotides. Its product is annotated as LIM domain only protein 3. Bases 796 to 1281 code for a protein of 161 amino acids. The transcript is spliced from 3 exons. The record is from RefSeq and is a predicted model, not a curated record. Gene Ontology annotation, molecular function: transcription coactivator activity; DNA-binding transcription factor binding. NCBI's taxonomy places the organism in Eukaryota, Metazoa, Cnidaria, Anthozoa, Actiniaria, Edwardsiidae. Gene Ontology annotation, biological process: positive regulation of transcription by RNA polymerase II. Gene Ontology annotation, cellular component: nucleus.
UACAAUGUUUGUUUUGCUUCAGAUUAAUCGAAAAACUAGUUAAAUUUUCUCUUUCAAUCAAUUUGAUUUGUGUCACCGCACUAUUUAGUUUAUCAUUCAUAAGUUUGCAUUCUAUACCCCGAAAUGCCUCGCAAUCGGUUUGACUUUCAGUCGUUUUAACUCGAUUUAGAAGAGGACGAGAGCUCCGUCGCAUUUUAAAAUGGUUAAACGAGCACGAGGCCGAACGCAUUAACGCUUUUCUGUCAAAAUGAAGUGGAUUUAAAUUAGCAAACACAAUUACAGGCUGGGGCUUUUCACGAGAGCUCAUUAGCGAGGAUAAAUUUUACAUUGUCUUCAACCCAUUGAAAGCAAAACAAAAACAAGAUUGAAAGUCUCGCUUAAGUACUUUAGAAAAUAAUGUCGUAGAAAAGCUGAAAUUAAAUGUUGUCUUUGUCCGGCUGUUACGAUAAUGAAUAACAGUAUUAAAUAAAGGCUGGAGGCUACAAAACUGUAGAUUAGUAGGGCUGCCCGGAUAAUGAACCACCAUUCACACAAAUUUAAUAUUCUGGUUACAAUUAGAUGAAAUUCGCCAGGCUGGCCAUUCACAAGUCAGCCUCGCCGGGAGAAGCCGCACAUAAUGAUGUCGCUACGACAUAAGAAGCUAAAUUAAACGAGGUAAUUUCAGUUUACAUGCGAUACUGGAAAGGAAAGGAUAAAAACAACGACGCGUGGAGUUAAAAUCGUGAACACGUGAUAACGCGAAGAUUUACGAAAAGGAAAACUUGCCAGGAAUUAUAAAACGAAGUGACUGCUAACAUGGCUGCGACAAAAGUAGCUUUCCUCGACAUCCCGGUGGAGCGGAGACUGUGCCGGAGUUGCAACGAGCCAAUCAGCGACAAGUAUGUGUUGCAGGCCCUCGGCUCGUACUGGCACGAGGGAUGUCUUAAGUGCGAGUGUUGCGACAGCAGACUUGGGGACAUCGGGUCUUCCCUCUACAGCAAGGCUAACCUCAUUCUUUGCAAGAGAGACUAUCUUAGAUUGUUCGGUAUCCCAGGGGUGUGUUCUCACUGUAACAAACCGAUUGCCGCCUUUGAACUGGUGAUGCGCGCCCGCAAUAACGCCUAUCACAUCGAAUGCUUCGGGUGUCAGCGGUGUCGCAAGAGACUGGUGGUCGGGGAAGCAUUUUGUUUCCAUGACAACAAAGUGUUGUGUCUUGAUCGAUGCGCGAAAGAAGUAAAGGGACAUGAGCCCGCAAGCACACAAAAGACAAAACGACCGAACAAGAGAACUGCAAAGACCUGAUUGUACGACAGUCCUUGAAUUAACGCCUUGUGGUUGAAAUUUUGUCCAAGUAACCAGGCAUCAGCUACAAGAGAAUUGGAGGAAUGGCCAGUGCUGAAAAACGCAAGACUAGUUCCAGUACCGCGCGGUUAAACCAGCCUUUUUGUUUUGAAAUGGCGGCUUUUUACCGAUGAACUGUCACAUUUUGGCGAAUGCUAAGAAAACUAGAC